Trifolium pratense (red clover) is the source of this 1241-nucleotide messenger RNA. RefSeq lists its product as uncharacterized. The record is from RefSeq and is a predicted model, not a curated record. NCBI's taxonomy places the organism in Eukaryota, Viridiplantae, Streptophyta, Magnoliopsida, Fabales, Fabaceae. Gene Ontology annotation, cellular component: chloroplast membrane. The transcript is spliced from 10 exons. The coding region runs from base 122 to 958 and encodes 278 amino acids.
GGAGUGGAAAAUUGCAGUAGUUCUCUUUCUUCUUGUUCUCUAUUGAGAAGAUAGAUAGAUAGAUAAAUAAAUAAAUACAAGUUAAACCCUAAAAUCACGCUCAUACUCACAUUCCAAUUCAAUGGCUUUGGCCAUCUCAAACAUACUUCACUUUCACUACCCUAAAUUCAACAUUUCCCGUUCCCAAAUUUCAACUUCUCUCAGGUUUCCUAAGAGAACAUCAUGGAAUAACAGACUAAUUAUCAGUGCUUCUGCAUCUGCAGCUGGAAGUUCUAAUCCUAACGGUGACUUCAAUCCAUAUGAGAUUAUUGGUGUAAGCCCUAUCGAGAAGUUUGACACGAUCAAAGCAACAUAUACUAAGAAAAAGAAGGAAGCUGAGAUUAAGGGUGAUGAAGAAACUGCUUCCAAACUUGAAAAGGCAUAUGACAAACUUAUGAUGGCUCAGUUGAGUAAUCGGAAAAAGGGUGUCACUUUUGGAUCAUUUAAGGUUUCAAAGGACAUAAAGUAUGCUGACAAGCAGCCAAUUAUACCUUGGGGACCAAGGUUUGCUAAAUCAAGUGAAAAUGAUGUGCGCAUCAACUUGGCAAUAGCUGCUGCUUUUACAGCUUGGAUCGUGGUCACCCGUAGUGCUGAUUAUAAACCUUUGCAGUUUUUAGCCUUUGCUUUUGUAUAUAGGCUUUUUGAGAAGUUAAAAUCCUUCGAUUCUCCUAAAAGCUCCACGAUUAAUGAAGAUGGUGAAGAUCCAGGAGAAGGACUGCGCAUGGGAAAGAGACUACUCCGAUCGCUGGCCUUGGUUUUUGGAUGUGUAGCUGUUUCAUCCUUGGGUUACACUUUCGCUUUGAACAUAAUUGAGUCUGCAAUUGGUUCUAUCCCACUUUUUCUUUACAACAGUCAGGAGUUGAUAAUCACAGCAUCAUCGGCAUUCAUGCUCUUUACUUUGGGAUCUUAUUAUAGAUAGUGGACCUUUCUUGAAGGCGAAGAAACCAGUCAAUCUAGUGCUGAUCAGAAUACUGUGUUGUAGUACUCUUGCGUUCCUAAUCUUCCUUUUUUUCUUUCUUCUUUUCAGUUCUUUUGUUGUUUCACUCAAAUUUUAUCAAAGGAGAAAUACAUUUCUUUAUAAAGUAGGAAGAGUGUUAAUUUCAAGUUUUGUUCUAAUUUUUUGGUUGGUAAGUUUUGUUCUAUUUGAAUGUUGUGUAUGAUAUUCAUUUGGGCUAUUCUGUUCGAAGCACCUCCCUAAGUAA